This is a messenger RNA of Gadus macrocephalus (Pacific cod), 3394 nucleotides long. RefSeq names its product relaxin-3 receptor 1-like. Gene Ontology annotation, cellular component: membrane. Gene Ontology annotation, biological process: G protein-coupled receptor signaling pathway; immune response. Lineage: Eukaryota; Metazoa; Chordata; Actinopteri; Gadiformes; Gadidae. The transcript has a single exon. Bases 250 to 1401 code for a protein of 383 amino acids. The record is from RefSeq and is a predicted model, not a curated record. Gene Ontology annotation, molecular function: G protein-coupled receptor activity.
UUACGUCUCACAGCACCAACACCAAUCCAGACCGUGCAACCACGUCACAGGCGCGCACCUGUAUAAAUCCAGACUGUCACAGAGACGCACCAUGCAGACGAAGUGAAGUGGCAAGAUGCCCCAACGCAGCUUAUUCCUUUAACAGGAUCACAUUAAUUAGAUCUUUCAUAAAUAAGCGGACCAUGUUGACAUGCCAUUAGGAGACGCCAAGAGUCAAGGUGCCGGCAACAAUUUGCUCUAUCUUAGGAGAUGGACGACGUGCUUAACCAAAGUAGAACAAUGAACAGAACUUCACCCGGAGGUGAUCCAUUCGAGGACAUUGAUAUGACUGCCGACGGGAGCCCUAUCCUCCGGAUCGUCAUCUCCAUCGUGUAUUCUGUGGUUUGCGCGGUGGGUUUAGUCGGGAACCUGUUGGUCUUCUUCCUGAUGAGGUUAAGACAAGGUCGGAAGAAGUCCAGUAUAAAUUGUUUCGUUAUUAAUUUGGCGGUGACUGACUUCCAGUUCGUGCUUACUCUGCCUUUCUGGGCAGUGGACACCGCGCUGGACUUCAGCUGGCCGUUUGGCGACGCCAUGUGCAGAAUCAUCCUCACGGUCACCGUCAUGAACAUGUACGCUAGCGUCUUUUUUCUAACGGCCAUGAGUGUGACCAGGUACUGGUCUGUCGCCUCAGCCCUGAAAAACCGAAGCUGCCGGGCGUCUGGAUCCGCCAAAUGGGUGUGCGCCGUGCUUUGGGUAUCCGCCACAGUGGCCACGGCGCCCACAACCAUUUUCUCCACCGUGACAGUCGUAGCAGGGGAAAAAUUAUGUCUUCUCAGGUUUCCAGAAGGACAUGACUGGCUGGCGCUCUACCACAUUCAGAAGAUCCUGGUCGCGUUCAUCAUCCCGAUGCUCGUGGUCACGGUGAGCUAUUUAAUGCUUUUACGCUUCAUCCGUCAGAAAACCAUGCGCAACAACAACCCAAAACGAAGGUCUAGAGUCACAAGAUCUGUCACGAUAGUGGUUUUAUCUUUCUUUCUUUGCUGGAUGCCCAACCACGCCAUCACACUUUGGGGGGUGCUGGUGAAAUUUAACGCUGUCAACUGGGAUAAGUCCUACUACAUGGUGCACACCUACGUUUUCCCGGUCACCGUCUGCCUGGCGCAUGCGAACAGCUGUCUGAAUCCAGUACUAUAUUGCCUCAUCCGACCCGAGUUUCGGAAGAUUUUACGGAAUCUAUUCUGGAAACUCCAAACUCCGUCCAUAAAGAAAGAAUGCGCAUUACGCACGCUGUCAGGGAAGUUCCGCGCGCCGUACGAGGAAACCCACGAAGUUAUUCCGCUGCAAACCACGGACAACGGACAGUUCCAACUGUCCAUCCUAGACAGAAAAGGGUUAUCCUGCUCGAUCUCGUCCAACACUUGAAAUGUGUCUACUGGAAAAAGACUUGCGAGUUGUUUGUGAACGGGAUGAAGGACUUUUUAAGUGGUGUGUUCACUUUUGUUUAAAUAUACCAGGUUGCAUAGGCAUACGUUUGAAUUAUUAGAAGAAAAUUAUCCUUCCAACAUCAAAUAGCUGAUUUGAAAUGUCAACAGUCUACACGUCAUUGUCUACACUGUGGACUUCAAAAUGUACGCAAAAAAUUAACACACAAUAGGCUACUUGACACAUAAAGACACCAAAAGUGUAAAAUACACAUUCAUUUAUCAAGAUUAUGUCUGAGGACAAGACCAACAGGCAUUUGAUUUAUGUCCGUCUUAAAUGGCACCCACCUACUUUACUACCAAUUGUGAUGUUGAUAAGCCAAUUCAAGCCAUUUCACUAUACCUUCUAGCGACACAGACUAGAGGGUAGAUGAAAUGUGAAAUGGCUCAAAUAAGGGUCCUUAAGGUUUGGACCUCGAUACUGUUAACAUAAUAUGGGCCUCUACAUAUUAUCUGGUAAUAUCUUUGUACAUGUGGUGAUAUUUGGAUUAUUAUAGCACGCAAGCUUAUACAUUUUUAUAAUUAAUUUCAAAUAAGAUCAAUGCAGCUCCAAUCCAAUUCAUCAAUGCAUGGAGAACCCUGAUUAGUGUAGGUGGUGGUGGGGGAGGAAAGAACUGUGGCAGCGUACACAUUGUAUACCACUGGAUGACAUGAAACACAGUGAGGAUCUAAACCUCUGCCAACCGCCAAACGUCUACAUUAAGCUUCUCCUGUACAAAAAAAUCAGCCUGUGCCAUAAAUAAUGACUGUUGGGUGCCUCCAUUGAAAUUGAUUUGACUAUUUUACUCUCUGAUCAUUCUGAUCAUAUGAUUACAUAAUUGUAUUUUGAAAAAAACUUUCCAAAGCAAAUAUACAGUAAACAAAUUCCCAAAAUAGCCUGGAUCCCUGCUCUAUCCCCCUCCAUUCAGCCCCACCUGGUGUAAUCCAAUUUGGGCCAAGGACUCAAUCUAUACGAAACAGACCAUUCCCCUGCAUAUAAAAAUAUAUGUGACUGAAGAAAUGCUGUUGUUUUUUGUGUUGUAUUUCUGUUUUGUAAAACAAUUUGAACGAUUUUGACAAGCAAAUAAAAUAUAAGUAUAUAUGUAAUCUGUAAUGUGUGCGGUGAUGUGUGUGUGUAUGUGCAUGUGUGCGUGUGUGCUGGUUGUUUCUUUAUUAAACCUUCACAGGGAAAAGGCUGUGUGUGUGUUUUUGAAAUACUUUACUAGGUCCUUCACGACCCAACCUUCCAGCUUUACUUAUUUUCACACAGCAUCCAAGAUAAUGGACCUCCCCACCCCCAGCCUGUCAGAAGCAAAUGAACUUGCUAUCGCACAUAUUGCACGUGUGGUAGUCAGCAGCCCUGAACACUCUCUUAACCAAUUCUUCAAAUGACUACCAUCUGGACGCAGAAAUAGGGUACUAGACUGGAAAAAAAAGCCCAUUUUAAAAUAAGUUUUGUCCCCUCAGCCCUCAUAGCACUGAACAAUGAAAUUUUUUUCGAUUUUUCAUCACUGUAUAUUGUCCAUGUCAUGUUUAUUUCUGACAUGUUUUUCUGUGGUAUAUGUGGGAAGAGGGUUUAUCUGUUAUCUGUUUUUUUAUUUUUUUAUUUAUCUGUGUGCUACUGUACUCUUUUUAAAUGUAUGCUGCCCUGACACCAACUUGACUUGACUGUGUGAAAACAAGUAUCCCUUCUCUUGAGUAUACCGGGCUUGCCAUAUAUGAAACAUAUUGGCACACAAACCUUUCAUUCAACAUUGGUAGAAUAAUAUACUCCAAAAAUAUGCUCUAAAAUGUCAUGAAUUCUGAUUAAAAAUAAAUUGGUAACACUUUAUAAUAAGGUGCCAUAAUAAAUUGCAAACUGUUCAUUAACUAAUCCUUUGUUAUUUGGCACAAGUUAAUAAUACUUUCAUUAAUUAAAUAUAAGUUGUUGCAUAACCCUAACCCAACCCUAACAC